UGUGUGUGCAUAUGUGUGCUGUGGCUGGCUAAAGACCCCUGGGCCUGGAUUCUGAUUUCUGCGAGAGUUGUAUUUGAAGACAGAAGACUGAGUAACUGAGCUUGUCGGCGUGGAACUAAGUUUGUGGUUCGCAAGAGUCUGCUUUUCCUGUCCAUUCAAGGGCAUUGUUGGGGGUCCUAAGAUCAGUGUUGCACUGAGGCCAGUCGGUAAAGCAGUGAGGCCUCAUGGACCCUGCCAGACGUGGGAAGCUUUGCCACAGAGGAUGUAUGAGCUGACACGGUGACUUUCUCCAGUAAAUUUCUAGAUCUGACCUCUCACAGCCAUGGGGGAUUGGAACCUGCUGGGAAAGCUCCUGGAAAAAGCCCAGGAGCACUCCACCGUCGUGGGGAAGGUGUGGCUCACUGUCCUGUUCAUCUUCCGCAUCCUGAUCCUGGGUGCUGCGACAGAGAAGGUGUGGGGCGACGAGCAGUCGGGCUUCACCUGCGACACCAAGCAGCCCGGUUGCGAGAACGUAUGCUAUGACAUCACUUUCCCCAUAUCUCACGUCCGGUUCUGGGUGCUGCAGAUAAUCUUUGUAUCCACACCGACUCUGAUAUACCUGGGGCACAUUCUCCAUCUAGUCCGGAUGGAGGAAAAGCAGAAAGAGAAAGAAAAUGAGCACAGUCAUCAAUCAGACAAACAGACUCUCAUUGUGGAUGUGCAGCACAAGAAGGCUCUGAUAAGAGACAAUAAGGGACGAGUCCGCCUGCAGGGGGAGCUUUUGCGGACAUAUGUCUUCAAUGUGAUCUUCAAGACGCUGUUUGAGGUGGGCUUCAUCGUGGCCCAGUACUUUUUGUACGGCUUUGAGCUCAAACCCAUGUACACAUGUGACAGACCCCCCUGCCCCAAUGUGGUUAACUGCUACAUAUCCCGCCCUACAGAGAAAACCAUCUUCAUCAUCUUCAUGCUUGGAGUGGCCUCUGUGUCUCUGUUCCUCAACCUCAUAGAGAUCUACCAUCUGGGUUUCACCAAGUGCCGCCAGGGCAUCACCUUCAGGAGGCGCAACCAGUCCCAUGAGAGUACCUCCAAGGAGCCCGGCGAGACUGCAGUGCCGUUUGCCCCAAGUUACGAUGACUACUUCCACGAGCACCACCAAGUCCAGCCCGCUUACCCGCCGGUGCCCUGCUACACCGCGGCCACAGACUCGUCCUUCCACCCCUACCACAGCAAGGCAGCCUACAAACAGAACAAGGACAACUUGGCGGUGGAGAGGAGCAGCAGCAGCAAGCCAGAGGAAUGUGACCUGAAAGGAAAGAAGGGAGCAGGAUCUGCCCCUGGGUCACCUACGCAGGCCAGGCCUGGCCACAGUGCCAAACACAGCAACAACAAGACUAGAAUAGACGAUCUGAAGAUAUGAGGAGGUUUAUGUUUCUCUGAGGGGUCUUAAAAUGUGCAAGGGGAUCAUAUGUUGCUUGGAAGUGUUCAUACAUGCCAAACUGACUCCCCUGUCGCUGCGGCAACAGACUAGUUUUUGUAUCUGUGUUUUCUAAGUUGUAUUGACUGGUAUGAAUCUUUCCACCAUUCAGAGAGGGUCUGCUCAGGUUUACAGUGAGCUCGUCUUUAUUUUUCUCAACGUGUGAAACAUCUAGAAUUCAGGGCUGGAACUUGCUCAGCACUGACCUGACCUCAUUCGUGGAAAUCAAAUAGGGAGAAAAGUUAAAUUUAACUCCCUUUAAAUGUUUUGAGGUCAUCAUCUAGCAUAGUUCACUUGCUUAGACUUGAAGUAAGGAGUUGUGCAAUACCUGACAAUUUAUUAGAGGCUUGAACUGCUGUUACUAAUUCCAAAGUGCGCCUCAAAAACAGAUAUUGCACGGGUCUCAGGAGUUCCCACAUUUUUACUGUCUCUUUUCUUUUUUCUUUUUUUUUAUUGAGGCAGCCAGAAAGUAGGUAAUGAAAAGCAUGUGAUUGGUUUAUUCUUGUUCAUGUCUGGAUUUGUGGCGUUUGUUUGCUUUGAAGCACUUGAUGACAACCUUGUUUGCAAACCUGCUUGAAAUAAAUUGUCUUAAAUUUGCA
This is a messenger RNA of Neolamprologus brichardi, 2052 nucleotides long. RefSeq names its product gap junction alpha-3 protein-like. The record is from RefSeq and is a predicted model, not a curated record. Gene Ontology annotation, molecular function: gap junction channel activity. Gene Ontology annotation, cellular component: connexin complex. Lineage: Eukaryota; Metazoa; Chordata; Actinopteri; Cichliformes; Cichlidae. Gene Ontology annotation, biological process: cell-cell signaling.